CCCACGUCUCACCACCUUGCUCGACACACACGCGAGGUGCCAAACUUCAGCGAGGUGCAACUGUUCAGCGAGGUGCCACUGUGCUGAGCUCACGACCAGCGUCCCAUGCUCUGGGGCUGCCGCCCCGACGUGAUCUCGCUCGCCUUUGAAGAGCACGAUGCCGACUCCGACGGCCUGCUCACCGCCGCCGAGGCGGAGCAGGCGCUCAAGCAGGCUGCGCGGGUGUCCAUGCCACGUUUUAGGAUGAAGCACGCCAUUGCCGACGCAGAGGCUGGCAGCCCGUCCAUCUCGCUCGCCGAAUUCCGCACUUUGGUAAAGAGGAUAGAGCGAGCGAGGCGCAACGGCACAGUCAGAGAGGCCGACGCAGAGGCCGAGAGGGCAGAGGCAGAAGCCAGCGCUGCGGUGGCUGAGGCCGAGCGGCUGCGUGCAGAGCUGGCGCGGCUGCGGGGCGACAACAGGGAGCUUCGGGCGCUGCGCGACCGCCUGGAGGCGCGGCUUGACCGGCGCCUCGGGCCACACGGCCGGGCGGCGGAGAGGAGGCGGGCCGACUCGGAGGAGCUGGUCUCGAAGCUCGACUCGACCAGCGGCGCAAUGCAGCGCCUGUCCACCUCCCUGUCUCGCGAGAUUGCGGGCCUUGGCGAUGCUGGCCCCGCCGAGCAGCUGGCGGCGAGCGAUCUCCUCAACAUCGCGUUGCAGACGCUCGCCCCGCGGCUCGAGGCUAGCUUCUCAGCGCAGAUGGUGGAGGCGCUCAAGGGCGCAGGAGGCGGCCUCGCCCUGGGCAGCUCGGGCUAUCAGCUCUGCGCCGAGCGCGAUGGCAAGCCGAUCGAAGACGCGCAGCAAAAGCUCUUUGAUCUGAGCGUCACGUGCGACCGGUGCUUCCGCCUGCAGGACUACGCUGACCUCGAGCGAGACGCGGCGGAGUGGCCAGCUGCGUACUCGGCGCUCGACCUGGCGGCGCUCAAGAAGAACACCCUGGUCUGCGCCGACGUGUGUAUCGAGGCGAAGCUCGCACUCGAGGAGGGCGUCACGCUGGCCCUCCGCUCCAAGUCGUGGUUCAAGCCGUCCGUCGAGCUUCAGCAGGAUGAGGACGGCGCCGAGGCGGGCAGACCGAGCGUGAUGGUGCGCGCGGAGAAGAUGCGGAUCUGGUUCUGCACCGACGCGUCCAUCCUGAAGGCUGGCUUCCUCCAGCGGCCCGCCGUCACGAGCGACAUCGACAUUGCGGUCGGCUGGCUCCCCCUUCCCGACUCGUUUGAGUCGCGUCUCCUGCCGAGGAUCCUAGAACAGGUGCUCGCCCAGUUCUCGCCCAGGCCGUACGAGUUUGCGAGGGUGUUUCACUUCCUGCCUGGGCUGGAGGGCGCCGAGGGCCGGCCAAUCGAGUGUCGCAUUUGAGAGUUAGAGAGCGACUGGGGACCGGCACGGGCCGCUGACCAACACGAUCACGAACACACGCGCUCCUUUUUUAUCCGUGUACCUCGAGGUACGCGUAUACG
Messenger RNA from Emiliania huxleyi CCMP1516, 1490 nucleotides. RefSeq lists its product as hypothetical. The coding region runs from base 106 to 1389 and encodes 427 amino acids. The transcript has 2 exons. Gene Ontology annotation, molecular function: calcium ion binding. Lineage: Eukaryota; Haptophyta; Isochrysidales; Noelaerhabdaceae. The record is from RefSeq and is a predicted model, not a curated record.